AUGAGAACACUGUCGUUGCGUGGUGUUCAACUACAUUCAACUAUGGAAGUUUUAUUUUGUAAUGUAAACGAACGUGAAGCUAGAUAUAAAUUAAAUCCAUAUGGUCAAACUGAUUAUUGUUUUUGUUUUUAUCCUAUGAUUGAUGAUAUUAGGAUGGAUAAUAGGAAAGAUUUAGAAUCAUCAAUAUCAUUAUUAACUUCAAUAGAUACUACAUUUGGUUAG
Messenger RNA from Rotaria sp. Silwood2, 222 nucleotides. NCBI's taxonomy places the organism in Eukaryota, Metazoa, Rotifera, Eurotatoria, Philodinida, Philodinidae. The record is from the annotation of a GenBank genome assembly.